AUGCACAAGUUCUCUCUUUUAAGCUUUUUGACCUUCUCCUCACUACUAUUCGAUGGCGCCGUAGCUCUGGGGUCGCCUAGAAACGGACACUCGGACGGAGCGCAGCAGAUCUCGAGACCCGGGAGCCCACGUGGCACAGCAGCAGGGAAUUCAGCUGGCAACUAUCAAGGCCCAAAAACCCCUCCAGCCUUAUAUCAUGGCAGUAGACGCAAUCCAAAAUCCAUCAGAAAGGAGGGUGGUCUCAUGGUUCAGAAGAAGCCUGACGAUGUGCCGCAGACGUACGAUGACCACGUCCACACCUCGCGUCACCACAUCUAUAAGGGGGAAUUCAAAACCGAAUUUAUAUCGUUCGAAGAUGAUCUUGUCUCUGCUUGGAAGCUUCUAGCCAAGUACUACCCUGCGUGGCGCACCAGAUAUAUUUACCAAAUCGACACGACUGGGAUAGAAGAUUGGUUCCAGAAUGUGAACGCGUUAUAUCAAGCGGACGGGAAAGUCAAUAGAAUCGCUCCAGAGGAGCGAGAGUGGAUAACGAGAAAUGAUAUCCCUUGGUCAGCAAUCGAAGGGUGGUAUUGGUUAACUAUCGAUGACCGCCGCUCCGACUUUGUGCCCAAUCCAACUCGUUAUGACCCAUUGCCAGCACCAUCAGCACCACGAAAAAAGCUCUUUGGGUAUAUAUGA
Molecule: messenger RNA, 678 nt
Organism: Pyricularia pennisetigena
Lineage: Eukaryota; Fungi; Ascomycota; Sordariomycetes; Magnaporthales; Pyriculariaceae
Exons: 1
Coding region: 1-678 (225 amino acids)
Molecular function (GO): toxin activity
Source: RefSeq, a predicted model, not a curated record